Messenger RNA from Cavia porcellus (domestic guinea pig), 4609 nucleotides. It is a transcript of the gene Nedd9, whose product is annotated as neural precursor cell expressed, developmentally down-regulated 9. Bases 327 to 2831 code for a protein of 834 amino acids. Gene Ontology annotation, biological process: cell migration; cell surface receptor protein tyrosine kinase signaling pathway. The transcript has 8 exons. Gene Ontology annotation, cellular component: cytoplasm; plasma membrane. The record is from RefSeq and is a predicted model, not a curated record. Lineage: Eukaryota; Metazoa; Chordata; Mammalia; Rodentia; Caviidae. Gene Ontology annotation, molecular function: protein binding.
AGUACAGAAAUGCUCACAGCUGCCUUUAGAUGCAAGCCCAGUUGCUGCAGUGACAUGGAAGCAUAACAGUACACAAGGCCUAGCUGUCACACCCUGUGUGCCCACCCAGAGAGAGGACACGAAGGCCAGGCCGGGAGCAUGGCACGGCCAUCCGCAGUGGCUCUGCUCUGGCUGCAGUGAGCUGUGAGUCCAUAAUGCCAGAUGCUAGCAGGAGCAUGUUGUGCAUGCUUCAAGAAGAGUUAUGAAAAGGAGGAAGCCAGCCAGCGAACCGGAACACUGGAAUUAUCCUCCUGGAGAUUCAGAGGUCCAACAUUCCAUGAGGGAAGAUGUGGGCAAGGAAUCUUAUGGCAAGGGCCUUAUAUGACAAUGUUCCAGAAUGUGCCGAGGAGCUGGCCUUUCGCAAGGGAGACAUCCUGACUGUCAUUGAGCAGAAUACUGGGGGACUGGAAGGAUGGUGGCUGUGCUCCCUCCACGGUCGGCAAGGCAUUGUCCCUGGCAACAGGGUGAAGCUUCUGAUUGGUCCCGUACAGGACAGCCCCUCCAAUCACGAACAGCCUAUUUCUGGACCCAUGCAUCAGACCUUCAGCCCACAGAUGCUCUACCAAGUGCCAAACUCACAGGCAGCGGCGGCAUCUCGUGACACUGUCUACCAAGUGCCACCUUCCUACCAGAAUCAGGGAAUUUACCAAGUACCCACUGGCCACGCUGCCCAAGAACAAGAUGUGUAUCAAGUGCCACCAUCACAGAGAAGCACUGGGGGCACCAACGGCCCCCACUUAAAUAAAAAGGUGAUCACCCCCGUGAGGACCGGCCACGGCUAUGUGUACGAGUACCCAUCCAGAUACCAGACGGGCGUCUACGACAUCCCUCCUUCCCACACCGCUCAGGGGGUAUAUGACAUCCCUCCAUCAUCUGUGAAGGGCGCUGCAUUUUCGGUUCCAGUGGGAGAGCUAAAACCUCAAGGGGUGUAUGACAUCCCUCCUAUGAAAGGGAUCUAUGCCAUCCCACCUUCUGCUUGCCGAGACGAGGUGGCACUUCGGGAAAAGGAGUAUGAUUUCCCUCCUCCAGUGAAACAGGCCGACAGGGCCGACAUGAGACCCAAGGGGGUCUAUGACAUCCCCCCCACCAGCGCCAAGCCAGGGGCCAAGGACCUCCACACCAAGUACAGCUGUGACGGGCCGGGGGCUGCUGAGCCGGUGACACGAAGACACCUUUCCCUGCGCCACCCAUCCCCGCCGCCGAAACAGCCAGUGGGUGCUCAGAAUGACGCCUACGACAUCCCCCGAGGAAUUCAGUUUCUGGAGCCAUCAGCAGAAGCCAGUGAGAAAGCAAAUCCUGAGGAAAGAAAUGGUGUUUACGAUGUCCCUCUGCACAACCCCCCGGAUUCUAAAGGCUCUCGGGACUUGGUAGAUGGCAUCAACCGCUUGUCUUUCUCCAGCACGGGGAGUACCAGGAGUAACAUGUCCACAUCGUCCACCUCCUCAAAGGAGUCCUCACUGUCAGUCUCCCCGCCUCAGGACCAAAGGCUCUUCCUGGAUCCAGACUCCGCCAUCGAGCGGCUCCACCGGCUCCAGCAGGCCCUGGAGACAGGCGUCUGCAGCCUGAUGGCCCUGGUGACCACGGACUGGCGGUGCUAUGGGUACAUGGAGAGGCACAUCAACGAGAUCCGCACAGCCGUGGACAAGGUGGAGCUGUGCCUGCGGGAGUACCUGCACUUCGCCAAGGGAGCCGUGGCGAAUGCCUCCUGCCUCCCGGAACUCGUGCUGCACAACAAAAUGAAGAGGGAACUGCAGAGAGUGGAGGAUUCCCACCAGAUCCUGAGCCAAACCAGCCAUGACUUAAACGAAUGCAGCUGGUCCCUGAACAUCCUGGCCGUCAACAAACCCCAAAACAAAUGCGAUGAUCUGGACCGAUUUGUGAUGGUGGCCAAGACGGUGCCUGAUGAUGCCAAGCAACUGACCACCACCAUCAAUACCAACGCAGAAACCCUCUUCAGACCGGGCCCUGGCAGUUUGCAUCUAAAGAAUGGGCCUGAAAGCAUCACGAACCCAACUGAGUACCCACACGCUGGCUCCCAGAUGCAGCUGCUUCACCCGGGUGACUGCAAAGCCCAGGCCUACAACAAGCCAAUGCCGCUCACCCUGGGCAAGGACCAGCCCCCUGACUGCAGCAGCAGCAGCGAUGGCUCCGAGAGGAGCUGGAUGGAUGAUUAUGAUUAUGUCCACCUCCAGGGCAAAGAGGAGUUUGAGAGGCAACAGAAGGAGCUGUUGGAAAAAGAGAAUAUCAUCAAACAGAGCAAGAUGCAGCUGGAGCAUCAUCAGCUGAGUCAGUUCCAGCUGCUGGAACAAGAGAUUACAAAGCCUGUGGAGAACGACAUGUCCAAGUGGAAGCCCUCUCAGAACCUCCCAACCACAAACAGCAGCGUGGGGGCUCAGGACAGGCAGCUGCUCUGCUUCUACUAUGACCAGUGUGAGACCCACUUCAUCUCCCUCCUCAACGCCAUCGACGCCCUCUUCAGCUGUGUCAGCUCAGCCCAGCCUCCCCGGAUCUUUGUGGCCCACAGCAAGUUCGUCAUCCUCAGUGCCCACAAACUGGUGUUCAUUGGAGACACGCUGACAAGGCAGGUGGCUGCGCAGGACAUUCGCAACAAAGUCAUGAACUCCAGCAACCAGCUCUGUGAACAGCUCAAGACUAUAGUGAUGGCGACCAAGAUGGCCGCCCUGCAUUACCCCAGCACCACAGCCCUGCAGGAGAUGGUCCACCAGGUGACAGACCUGUCCAGGAACGCUCAGCUCUUCAAGCGCUCUCUGUUAGAGAUGGCGACAUUCUGAGGGGAAGAGAAGGAAGGGAGGGACUGUGUGAAUGAUCACUUCAGGAAAACUGGAAGAACGAUCUGGUUUUUGUAAAUGUUAUCUAUUUUUGUAGAUAUUUUAUACGAAGAUGAAAUAUUUUAACAUUUUAUGAGUUAGACAACUUUCAGAAAUUCAGGGAAGCUAGAGAGGGAAAUCUUUUUCUUUUUUCCCUCUGUGGUUUCUACGUAUGCAUAUGAGUAUCUAAGACAUAAGCUGUACAGAAAUGUGUCCGUGUGUGUGGAUGACUGUAUUCAUGGGGGUUUUUGGUAGAUGUUUGUGUCAUACAUUCCAUUUAAGAAACAUGAGCUAAGAAGCACCUUAGUAAGCACCUCCUAAUGCUGCAUUUUGAGUUUUAAAAAAUUCUUCUUGUUUAGAAUACAUUUCAGCUGGUUGUUAAUAUUGCUUUACCUGUAGUAGUAAAGACUCAGCCCAGCACACACAAAUCUGAGAAAUAUGGCAUAUUUACAAGUGUUCAUCUCCCACACAAUGAAGCAUUGUACACCUUAUUCUUGUUUUAAACCUCUUUCAAAACUGACUGCCUAGAACACAUUGCAGCAAAUCACCCACUUCUGGUUGGAGAGCUCUCUUGGAUGGCGAGUUUCAGAAAGCAUACAUUAACCCAGACCCAUGUACCAAGAGACCAUGUCUACAGUUGGGAUUGGCUAUUUCAAUGCUGAGAGGUAGCUACAGUAAAGGGUAAUAUUUGUUUCCCUAAGGCUAGCCAAUCUUCUGCAUUUAUGAGGGAUUCAGCCAUCAGGUUUUCCAAAGGAUAUUUACAGCAUUGUAAAAAAAAUAAAUUCAUUUGUAAGCAAGAAUUCAUGAAGACAGAUCAGAAUGUCCUUUCCACAAAAACAAGGAAUGCUUCUAUCUGCCAGUUGUAAGUAGAUGCCUUUCUGACUCUUCACAUUCAGUACAUACUUCUAUCCCGUUACCAGGGAAACCGGCCAGGUCCCUGGUCACUGACCUUCAGCCACCUGGCCGUAUCCUGGUCUUUUCGCUUGGUCUUGCACCCUCUUUGAAACUCACAUAUGCAGAUCUGAUUCUCAGAGCAGCUUCAGGGGUCCCUCUGAUCCUCACAACUCUGUGGCUAGUGUCCUUGUGAUUAAGACCCACCCUGUCUCACAGUUAGUCCCAGCAUCUGUCCCAUACCCCGUCUUCUCUCAGCUGCCAGUGUGGACCUGACACAGCCAUCAGAUUCGUCAUGGGCAGAUGAAAUACUCCCAUCAGGCCUCUCCAAGAAGCCCUGCUCUCUAUAAGCUUUUAGACCACAGUACUCUGGUCUUGUUGGAAACAUGUUUUCAUUUGCAAUAUUUGCAGGAUAUUCUUUGGCCAAAUUAGCUUACUUGGUUGAACCACCAAAUCAUUGGACCAGGAAAGGAUUUAAGAAAAAUGCAUGUCUCUGAGGUGAUGUAAAGACGUAAGUGGAAACUAUAGAAGGUGCUUUUCAAAACAACCACUAUUAUCAUUUUCAAAGUUGAACACUACCAAAAGAAGAUUUAAAAGCGUUUUGUUAUGUCACAAAUAAACGUGUGUGGAAGAGGGGAGUUGCUGAACACCAGUAACACUUGAAGACAUUAAAAAUCUGCCCUUGUAGAUUUCAUUGUAUGGUGUAUAUUUCCUAGAAGAUAACAGACUUAUUCUAAGCUAUGAGGUGAUAUUUCACAUCUUCAAAGGCAGAAUGUUCCAUCUGUAUCAUUUUGCCAUCUUGUAUGUAGAGACUAUUUUUAAACCAUUAAAAUUUUAGAUCUCUUUUUAUA